AUGGUUCUCUGUUCCUCGCUGUUUUCCCGUGCUUCUGACCUGCCGUUUUAUCACAAUAACAGGCACCUCCAGACCGUGGACGACCCGUACACGCGGUCCAACUGGAUGAGCUGCAAGAAGCAGGUACAGGACGAGCUCGACCUCACCAAGAGCCUCGAGUACGAUCGCCAGGUCUUCAAGGAGCCGGCGGGGUCUGCAGCCUUCUCGUGCAACCCUCGCUACACCAACGGCCACUCGCCUGUGUCUUCCGGCAGGCACCACGACGACUCGUUCGACGCGCCGUUUGGCUCUCAGGAUCCAGAUGUCUGGAGGCCAGCACCGUCCAGGGACCUCACUUCCCCCACCAAUAAUCGCCGUGCGUCCGCUGUCGGCCGCGUAGGCGGGAGAGCAGGCGGCGGUUUUGACAGCGGCAGCAGGCAGAGCAGCCGAGGAACCUCCCCCGGGUCGUUUGGCCGGUCGCCUGGUAUGCAGGGAGGUGCCAGUGCGAGUAAAACGACGCCUGGCGGGGUAGCUGGUGUGCGAUCACGCAUAGGAGGCGCAGGGUCGCGUAAUAGCAUAGGUUCGGAUGCGCAAGCAUCGAAACGAGCAGGGGCGGAGCGAGGGGCCGACGCGCGGAACAGGCGAGUGUCCGUGGGUGCUGUGAUCAACAGCGCUGUUGGCAAGCCCAGGGAACCUAAAGGCCCGCCCAGCGACCCACCAUCGGAGGAGGAGGGCAAGGAGGUGGUACCGCGCAAGCCACGGUUUGAGGGGUCGGACCCCGAGCUGGUGGCCAUGCUGGAGAGGGACGUGCUGGAGUCGUCGCCUGGCGUGCGCUGGGGGGACAUUGCAGGCCUGGCUGACGCCAAGCGACUGCUGGAGGAGGCUGUUGUGCUGCCGCUGCUCAUGCCCGACUACUUCCAGGGCAUUCGAAGGCCGUGGAAGGGAGUGCUGAUGUUUGGCCCGCCAGGGACGGGCAAGACGCUGCUGGCCAAGGCAGUAGCGACAGAGUGUGGCACGACGUUCUUCAACGUGUCCUCCGCCACGCUCGCGUCCAAGUGGAGGGGCGAGAGCGAGCGCAUGGUGCGCUGCCUCUUUGAGAUGGCCCGUGCUUAUGCCCCCUCCACGGUGUUCAUUGAUGAGAUCGAUUCGCUCUGCACGUCACGAGGUGCGGCGGGCGAGCAUGAGUCGUCUCGGCGGGUGAAGUCGGAGCUGCUGGUGCAGAUUGACGGCAUGAACAACGCAGCAUCACCGGAUGGCGAGCGCAAGAUUGUCAUGGUGCUCGCCGCCACCAACUUCCCAUGGGACCUCGAUGAGGCGCUGCGCCGUCGGCUGGAGAAGCGAAUUUACAUCCCUCUGCCACCGCAUGACAGUCGAGCUGCCCUCAUGAACAUUAACUUGCGCUCACUUGAGCUGGCUUCGGAUGUGGACAUUGAUGAGCUGGCAAAGCGUACGGAUGGCUACAGUGGUGACGACAUCACCAACAUAUGCAGGGACGCAUCAAUGAAUGGAAUGAGGCGGAAGAUUGCAGGCAAGACACCAGAGGAGAUUCGUAGCAUGACCCGGGAGGACAUGAAUGAGCCUGUGACCAUGGCUGACUUUGAGGUCGCGCUCAAGAAGAUUCAACCUAGUGUCGCCGAUAUCACCUCAGCGCUGGAGAACGAACCAAGAAAAGAUCUCCACAUUGUCAGGCGUAUGAGGUUAGUUGUGUUCGAGGUGCCUCCACUACUGCUGGAUCUCGCCACGCCCCAGCAGCUCCACCUGCGAGUCGGCCAUAGCGUAGUACAGCAGAUCCGCCUCCGCCAAUCUGUUAACUCGCGGCUCGUCUCGUCAACCCGACCGCACACCAUGGCGUCGAGGUCAUCUGCGCUGCGAUCCGCCGCUCUCAAGGGCGCGAGCCUCCUUCUCGGCUCCCGCGCCCAGCCCCGCCUCUCCCCCGCCAUCCACGCCGCCGCCGCCGCCGCCACCGCACCCGCGCGCAACAUCACGUCCGUCGCCGCCGCCUCCAUCCCCGCCGCGUCGGACGAGACCCCCAUCCCGGUCGACAUCGCGGUGCCGUUCAAGGGCCACCGCAUCGAGCCGCCUUCCACGUCCGUUACAACAACGCCCAAGGAGCUGAUUAAGUUCUUCUUCGACAUGUUCCUCAUGCGGCGCCUCGAGAUCUCCUCGGAUUCGCUGUACAAGGCGAAGCUGAUCCGCGGAUUCUGCCACCUGUACGACGGGCAGGAGGCGGUGUGCGUGGGCAUGGAGGCAGGCCUCACAUACGACGACUGCAUCAUCACGAGCUAUCGCGACCACUGCACGCACAUCGGCCGCGGCGGCACCGUGCUGGAGGUGAUCGCGGAGCUCAUGGGGCGCGUCGCGGGGUGCAGCAAGGGCAAGGGCGGCUCCAUGCACAUGUACAACAAGGCGACGAAUUUCUACGGCGGGAACGGAAUCGUCGGCGCGCAGACGCCGCUGGGAGCGGGGCUGGCGUUCGGGCAGAAGUACAGCAACGUGCCGGGCGUGACGCUGUCCAUGUACGGCGACGGCGCGGCGAACCAGGGCCAGCUGUUCGAAGCGAUGAACAUCGCGGCGCUGUGGGAUCUGCCCGUGAUCUUCGUCUGCGAGAACAACCACUACGGCAUGGGUACUGCGGAGUGGCGCGCCGCCAAGAGCCCCGAGUUCUACUGCCGUGGCGACUACGUCCCCGGCCUUAAGGUGGACGGCAUGGAUGCGCUGGCCGUGAAGCAAGCCGUGUCGUACGCCAAGGCACACGCGCUCAAGAACGGACCUAUCGUGUUGGAGAUGGACACGUACAGGUACCACGGGCACUCCAUGUCGGACCCGGGCAGCACGUACCGCACGCGCGAGGAGAUCUCGGGCGUGCGGCAGGAGCGCGACCCCAUCGAGCGCAUCCGCAAGCUGCUGCUCGCCAAGGAGGUCGUCACCACCGCCGAGCUCAAGUCGCUCGAGAAGGAGGCCAAGGCGCUCGUGGAGGCGGACAUUGAGAAGGCCAAGGCGUCGCCCUUCCCCGACCCCAAGGAGCUAUUCACAGACACCUUCGUCAACAACAAGGGCACCGAGUUUUAUGGUGCCGACCGGGUCACGACUCAUAUUCUACACACAAUGGCCCCUGCAUUAGUUGCUUCUCAGGCUUUGAUAGCUCAGUGCAUCGGCCUCGCUGCAGGUGCCAUAGCUGUGAAGUCUAUGAUGGAUCACGAGGCUUCCAUGGCUCCUCCAAUGAACCCCUGUGCAACUUGUCAUGGCACGAGGAAAAUUCCGUGCAUGUGCAACAAAUGGUCGGACGGAGAUGUGGGUUGCGGUACAUGCCACGGGUCUGGCCGGAUGCUGUGCAGCAGCUGUGGAGGCUCCGGUAAAGGACGGCCAGCACAGGCUCGCGUCACAGUGCGGAGUUCGUCAAAAUACUAG
Molecule: messenger RNA, 3387 nt
Organism: Closterium sp. Yama58-4
Lineage: Eukaryota; Viridiplantae; Streptophyta; Zygnematophyceae; Desmidiales; Closteriaceae
Source: the annotation of a GenBank genome assembly